GCCUCAGAAGCCCCCAGCAGGCCAGCCAUCCUCCUGAAGCAGCACCUGAAGGGUGAAGGUCUUGAUGGCUACCAUCUCUUUCCUCCUCCUCUUCCUCAUCUCCACCAGCCUAGAGUUCAAGGCUGAAUCCUCCUCAUCACGGGGGCCUUACCACCCGGCUGAGUGCUGCUUCCACUACAUCACGCAUGCCAUCCCACACCAGCGUGUUACUCGUUACUAUGAGACAACCAGCGAGUGCUCUAGGCCCGGAGUCAUCUUCAUCACCAAAAGGAACCAACCCAUCUGUGCCAACCCCGAAAAUGAGUGGGUCCAGGACCUCAUCAAGGAACUCGGGGAGAACUGAGGGGUCCAGAAGCACGACAGAAGGUCACAGCCCAGCACCCUAAAGAGAAAAAGCCAAGUGUCUCCUCCAUACCCAACCCCCAGCCAUAGCCAGCCCCUGGGGAUUUC
This is a messenger RNA of Perognathus longimembris pacificus (Pacific pocket mouse), 450 nucleotides long. Its product is annotated as C-C motif chemokine 14-like. Lineage: Eukaryota; Metazoa; Chordata; Mammalia; Rodentia; Heteromyidae. Gene Ontology annotation, biological process: cellular response to tumor necrosis factor; cellular response to interleukin-1; G protein-coupled receptor signaling pathway. Gene Ontology annotation, molecular function: chemokine activity; CCR chemokine receptor binding. Bases 65 to 343 code for a protein of 92 amino acids. Gene Ontology annotation, cellular component: extracellular region. The transcript is spliced from 3 exons. The record is from RefSeq and is a predicted model, not a curated record.